AUAAUAAUUACUCACAGGAGGACAUUUUUCUACUCCACGUGGUCAAGAAGACAGAAGGGGAGAGAUACAAUCCUUCUCCGCUCUGAAGCUAAGGCGCUAGGUAACCAGUUCAGUGGAAUUCUUUCCGUGUGAUGGCUGCCAUGUCCCCUCAUAUUCCUGGCAGAGGUUUGCAGAGUCCGGUGGGCGGAGAUGGACCUGGUGUGUUCCAGCAAGGUUGGUCCUUCACUGAGCAUGGCAAGAAGGCCGAGGUGAAAUUGGUGAACAACCCCUACGACCUGGAGGCAUGGAGUGUGCUAGUCAGAGAAGCACAGUCUGCGGCGAUGAUUCGAGCUCGUAUAUUGUACGAGCGCCUCGUGUCUCACUUCCCCACGUCAGGACGAUACUGGAGACUUUAUGUCGAGCAAGAGAUGAGACAUCAUAACCACGAGCAUGUUGAAAAGUUGUUCCAGCGCAGUCUAAUGUCAGUGCUGCAUAUUGAUCUGUGGAAGUGCUACAUUUCUUAUGUCAAAGACACCAAGGCGUCCUUGCCCUCGUACAGGGAGAAACUGCGGCAGACAUACGAGUUUGCUCUGGAUCAUGUGGGCAUUGAUUAUCACAGCACCUCCAUAUGGACAGACUACAUCACGUUUCUCAAGAAUGAAGAUGCACAAGGAACAUUUGCUGAGAACCAGAAGUCCCAGGCUCUUCGUAAAGCCUACCAGAGAGCAGUUGUCACUCCACUUGCUAACCUGGAGCAGAUGUGGAAAGAAUACAACUUCUUUGAGAAUACUGACAACAAAAUGAAUGCCAAGCGUAAUAUAGACACAGUGAGUCGUCACUAUUUGAAUGCCAAGAGAUCGGCCCAAGAGUACGAUGGCAUCGCUCGUGGUCUCAUACGCGGGAGCACCUCUGUCCCUAUGAGGGGAACUCCUCAAGAGUCACAGCAACUCCUUAUAUGGAAGAGGAUUAUCAAUUGGGAGAGGAGCAAUCCGACCAGAACUGAAGACCAUGCCAUACUCGUCAAGAGAGUGCUCUACUCUUAUGAGCAGUGUCUGCUUUGCUUUGGUCAUUGUGCUGAUAUCUGGUAUGAGGCAGCCCUCUAUCUGCAGAGGGCCAGCGAGGCCGGGGUGGGUCAGCACAGUGCUCGCUGGGCCGAGGAAGCAGCUGUCAUAUACAACAGAGCCAUUACCGGGCCCCUCAAAGACAGCCUCCUACUUCACUUUGCUUAUGCUGACUUUGAAGAGGCUAGGAGUAAGUUUGAGGGAUCUGAGGCCAUCUAUAACAAGCUGGUGGAGAAGAGAACCAUUGACCCCACCCUGGUAUACAUUCAGUACAUGAAGUUCUCCCAGCGUACGGCCGGUAUAAAGGUGGCCAGACAAAUAUUCAAGAGAGCCAGAGAAGACGAGAGAAUAGGACAUCAGGUGUUUGUGGCUGCAGCUCUUAUGGAGUAUUUCAUCAACAAGGACAAGACGGUGGCGUAUCGGAUAUUUGACCUGGGGCUAAAGUCGUUUGGUGACGAGCCUCAGUAUAUCCUCUCCUUCCUUGACCACCUCUCACAUCUUACUGAGGACAACAACACUCGUGUGCUCUUUGAGAAGUCCCUCUCUUCUAUGAGCCCUGACAAGACAAGUGAGAUUUGGGAGAAAUUUGUUGAAUUCGAAUCGACUGUGGGAGAUCUUGCAUCAGUGAUAAAUGUGGAGAAGAGGAGGACAGCCGCUCUCAAGAACGAUGAUGUUCGUUCCAAAGACACUGUGAUGUUAGUGGACAGAUACAAGUUCCUCGGCCUGAUGCCGUGUUCGGAGGUGGAGCUCAAACUGAUUGGACAUCCGUCAUGCCUCGUGUCUCAGUCAUCUGGAGGAGGUAACCAGACCACCAAGAGGUUAGAGGGAGGGGUCGGGGGUGGAGCUAGCGGGUCGGGAGGAGGUAGCCUCGUUAUGGAGCUGAGAGAGGCGGCUAUUUCUAAACCAGAUCUCCAACAGAUGCUGCCAUUUAAACCGAGCUCUGUUUCAGGUGUUGGUAUGAAUGCAGUUCCUGGAGGAUGCUUUCCAUUGCCCUCGGAGCUAUCCAACUUGUUGUCACGACUACCACCUCCGGAUUGCUUCCAUGGCCCAUUUGUUCAGUUGAAUGAGCUAAUGGCACUCCUGGACACGAGUGAUGGAUCAGAGGUCAUCGGGAGGUCCGGAAAACGAAAGAGAGAUGGCGGAGAAGAGAGUGAUGACGACGGGAGUGGGGGAGCCCCUCCAAUUAAUGACAUUUAUCGCUCACGGCAACAGAAACGAGUCCACAACAUUGUAUAACGCUAUAAACAAUAUAUUAUUCUUUGUUAGUUAUAAUUAUAGUAAUUUUUGUAUCAUUUCAUCAUUAAUUGUCUUUGCAAAAUUA
This is a messenger RNA of Halichondria panicea, 2361 nucleotides long. Its product is annotated as cleavage stimulation factor subunit 3-like. Gene Ontology annotation, molecular function: protein binding; mRNA binding. Bases 132 to 2276 code for a protein of 714 amino acids. Gene Ontology annotation, cellular component: nucleus. Gene Ontology annotation, biological process: mRNA 3'-end processing. Lineage: Eukaryota; Metazoa; Porifera; Demospongiae; Suberitida; Halichondriidae. The transcript has 18 exons. The record is from RefSeq and is a predicted model, not a curated record.